Messenger RNA from Gamsiella multidivaricata, 906 nucleotides. RefSeq names its product alpha beta-hydrolase. The record is from RefSeq and is a predicted model, not a curated record. The transcript has 5 exons. Gene Ontology annotation, molecular function: glycerophospholipase activity. Gene Ontology annotation, biological process: neutral lipid catabolic process; multivesicular body membrane disassembly; piecemeal microautophagy of the nucleus. The coding region runs from base 54 to 836 and encodes 260 amino acids. Lineage: Eukaryota; Fungi; Mortierellomycota; Mortierellomycetes; Mortierellales; Mortierellaceae.
CCGAAGUGGCCAGCCCUGGCUGGCUGUAAUCGCUAACACUUCCUCUCUGAAUUAUGCUGAUACGGCAGAAUUCCACGUUUGGUUGGGAGGAGGAUGGCGUUCGAGGACAUGUGUUUGCGUCUGCGGACAAUAGCACUCUUAUCAUUGCCAUCAAAGGAACAAGCGCCGCGAUUCUAGGAGGAGGAGGAGGUACCUCCACGCGCGACAAAAUCAAUGACAAUCUUUUGUUUUCAUGCUGCUGUGCCAAAGUGGAUCGCACAUGGAGGGGUGUCUGUGACUGCAAUACGGGCGGAUAUCAGUGUGAUCAAACGUGUAUUGAGAACAGCGUUAACAGUGAUGAUGUUUAUUAUAACAUUGCAAUGGCCAUAUUGUGGGCCGUCCAGGACAUGUACCCGGGCGCCAAUGUUUGGCUGACGGGACACAGUCUAGGAGGAGCCCUCGCUGCUCUUCUCGGAUUGACGUUUGGAGUGCCCACGGUGACGUUCCAAACGCCGGGCGACAGGCUAGCGGCACAGAGACUGCAUCUGCCUAUGCCCCCGGCGAUCGAUUGGAACGACUUACCGCUCUUUCAUAUUGGCCACACCGCAGACCCAAUCUUCCAGGGCGUGUGCAACGGUCCUUCGAGCGCCUGUUACUACUCUGGCUUUGCGAUGGAGAGCAAAUGCCACACGGGACGUACAUGCGUUUACGACCCUGUGAAGGAGGACAACUGGAAGGUCGACAUCCGCACCCAUCGGCUAUUUGAUACUAUCGAGGGCGUGCUCAAGGUCAAGCCUGUACCCACAUGUAAACCCGAGGAGGGCUGCGUCGACUGCGAACUCUGGUCGUACAGUUAGCUUGCUAAUGCAGCUGCCAAAGCAAUAAAACAACCCUACUGACCUGGUCUACUGAGCCCAUAGCACAUGC